UAACCUUUAAUGUUUAGAUUGCUAGUGUAUAAAGUGUUAUGUUAUGUUGUGUUAUAAUCAUUAUAAUUUUUUGUAGAUAAUAAGAAAACUUUAAGAUGAUUUACAAAUAAAUGUAACAAAUUGUUUAGAUUUUAAUUUUUGUUAUAUAUAAUUCAAUGACAAAGUUAAACUACGCUUUUUUUUAAGAAAUAUAUAAAAAUUGUUAUUCAAGAUGUUUUAACAAAUUUAUCUCUCUAUUAUCUGGAAUAAUAAGCAAAAAUUAAUUAUAAAUAUGUGGCAGAGGACAAAAUUUCUGUCUCAAUUAUUGACAGUGAAAAAAUCCAAAUCACGCUGGAAAGAAGGAAUAAAUUUAGCGACAGUUAUGGAAAAUGACAAUAAUUUAGAAGGCGAAAUUCCUCCAAAGGAUUCACAGGUCGUUAUUUGUGGAGGUGGUGUAAUGGGAGCUGCUGUUGCUUAUCAUCUGUCUUUAAUGGGACUUGGAUCUCAAACUGUGAUAGUCGAGAGUAGUAGACUAGGUGGAGGAACAACUUGGCAUGCUUCCGGUUUGGUCGGAGCUUUCAAACCGACCAUAGCUCAAGUGAAAUUAGCACAAGACAGUAUAAAUCUUUACAAGGACCUCGAGAAAAAAGGACUUCCAACAGGUUGGAAGCAAUGUGGAAGUCUGUCAUUAGCUCGCACAAGAGAUCGAAUGACUGUCUUCAGAAGAAUGAAAGCACAAUCAGUAUCGAGGAGUAUAGACUGUCAUUUGGUAUCUCCGGAGGAAGCAAAAAAAUUAUGUCCUCUACUUCAAAUCGAGGACAUUGUUGGUGGUCUGUGGAUUCCAGACGAUGGUGCUGCGGAUCCUUAUCAAAUUUGUUUGACACUAAUUGGAGAAGCCAAAAAGAACGGAGUUAAAGUUUUCGAAAAUUGUAAAGUCAACAAGAUUUUUAAUCAAAAUGGAAAAGUCACUGCAGUUGAGACGACACGAGGUAAAAUUGAAUGUCAGCAUUUUAUCAAUUGCACUGGAUUUUGGGCCCGUUCGGUGGGGAAAUUGAGUGAUCCACAAGUGAAAGUACCUCUGCAUCCGGUGGAGCACUAUUAUCUGCAUACGAAACCAAUCAAUGGUUUAGAUCCAAUGACACCUGUUGUUCGUGAUUUGGAUGGAUAUAUUUAUUUUCGUGAGAACAAGGGACGUAUUUUAGCCGGAGGAUUCGAACCUGUCGCUAAGCCAGCUUUUGAAAAUGGAUUUAUUCCCGAGAACGCUGAGGAAAGAUAUUUACCCGAAGAUUGGGAUCACUUUCAUAUUUUGUUGGAGCAAAUGCUUCACAGAAUUCCGAGUUUGGGCGAUGCAGUUUUGGAAAGAUUGUGCAAUGGGCCCGAGGCAUUCUCGCCGGAUUGCAAAUGGAUUGUCGGUGAAGCACCCGAAAUACAGAAUUAUUAUAUUGCUGCUGGAAUGAAAACGGUAGGAAUAUCGGCAGCAGGAGGAGUUGGAAGAGCCACAGCAGAAUUGAUAGUAAAUAGACAGACUUCUCUAGACAUGUACGAAUUGGAUGUUUCUCGUUUCCUAGGUUUGCAUAAUAAUCGAAAAUUCUUACGAGAUCGUGUGAAAGAAGUUCCUGGAUUGCACUAUGGAUUGCAGUAUCCCCAUCAGGAAUUCCAGACGGGGAGAAAUUUGAGAAUGUCUCCUAUUUAUCCAAAACUACGAGAAGCUGGUGCUGUUUUUGGACAAGUCAUGGGCUAUGAGAGGCCCACGUGGUUUGAGGAGAACGAGAUUGAGACAGACUACGUAGAUUUAGAUCCAAACGAUGGUACACGUCGUUACAAAAUUGCAUACACCGAUACUUUUGGAAAGCCACCUUGGUUCGAUGCAGUUUCUCUAGAAUAUGCAGCUUGUCGAGAAACAAUCGGAUUAAGUGAUUAUUCUUCAUUCACGAAAAUCGACUUAUGGUCAAAUGGUCUGGAAGUGGUGGACUACUUGCAGUAUUUAUGUUCCAACAAUGUUGAUGUUCCUAUUGGAAGUAUUAUUCACACGGGAAUGCAGAAUCCUUGUGGUGGAUAUGAAAAUGAUUGCAGUUUGGCUAGACUCAACCUAAAUCAUUACAUGAUGAUUGCCCCAACAAUUCAGCAAACCAGAUGUAAAACUUGGUUGAAACGUCAUUUGCCUGCUGAUGGUUCUGUGGCAUUUUCGGAUGUUACUUCAGCGUAUACAGCGAUUUGCAUCAUGGGCUCUUACACUAGACAAUUAUUAUCCGAAUUGACCGAUACGGAUCUACAUCCAAAGGACUUUCCAUUUUUUACCUACAAGGAACUUGAUGUUGGACUAGCAAAUGGUAUUCGAACGAUGAAUUUGACACACACAGGGGAACUUGGUUACGUUCUCUAUAUUCCCAACGAGUUUGCUCUUCAUGUUUAUAAAAAAUUAAUCGACGCUGGAGCAAAGUAUGGAAUACGACAUGCUGGUUAUUAUGCGACAAGAGCUUUACGAGUCGAAAAGUUCUAUGCAUUCUGGGGUCAAGAUCUCGAUACAUUUACCACUCCGUUGGAAUGCGGAAGAUCCUGGAGAGUAAAAUUCGAUAAAGAUAUUGACUUUAUUGGACGUGAAGCUCUCUUGAAACAAAGAGAACACGGAGUGAAAAGAAAGUACGUUCAACUUUUAUUGAACGACCACGAUCCGGAAAUCGAUCUUUGGUCUUGGGGUGGUGAACCUAUUUAUAGAAACGGAAAAUAUUGCGGAAUGACUACAACAACUGCUUUUGGAUUUACCUUCAAAAAGCAGGUGUGUCUUGGUUUCGUAAAAAAUUACGACUCAAACGGAAGGGAACAAGAAGUCACAAACGAAUACAUUCUCUCCGGAGACUAUGAAGUGGACGUGGCCGGAAUAAGAUUCCAAGCAAAAUGCCACCUUCACAGUCCCAAUUUACCAACCAAAUUUCCUGACAAGGAACGCGAUUCUUAUCACGCUACACGUGAUCAUCAAACAAUAUAAUAACACCAACACCAAGAGCAAUUUGACAAUUAGAUUAAUAAUUAUUAAAAAAAAAAAUUGUACAAAAUUACACAGAAAAAUUGUAUUAUUAUUUAUUAAACGACAUUUACAUAA
This is a messenger RNA of Leptopilina heterotoma, 3079 nucleotides long. Its product is annotated as pyruvate dehydrogenase phosphatase regulatory subunit, mitochondrial. Bases 272 to 2965 code for a protein of 897 amino acids. Gene Ontology annotation, cellular component: mitochondrion; mitochondrial matrix; cytoplasm. NCBI's taxonomy places the organism in Eukaryota, Metazoa, Arthropoda, Insecta, Hymenoptera, Figitidae. The transcript is spliced from 14 exons. The record is from RefSeq and is a predicted model, not a curated record. Gene Ontology annotation, molecular function: protein binding; oxidoreductase activity.